GCCGGAGGCUGUUCACUCAGGAACCGCACAUCCCGGGUGAACUCACCGGCUGCAGGAAGCGCUGACACUGCGGCUGUACGGCCACAACGAGGCUUGAAUCGCAGCCGCUGGAAUCCGGAAGUCAUGCGGUGACUGGAGAAGCUGGUGGGAACGAUGGGAGACAGCAGAGAGGAGCCGGACAGGUGGAUGGUGGCCGCGGCCAUGAGCUCCAUCCUGUCCUACGAGAACCUGGUCCAUGCGGUGUCUGGAGCUGUGGGCAGCAUGACUGCUAUGACUGUCUUCUAUCCAUUGGACACGGCUCGCCUUAGAUUGCAAGUGGAUGAGGAGAGAAAGUCGCGCAGUACCCCAGCUGUAUUGAUGGAAAUCAUGAAAGAAGAAGGACUGCUUGCACCAUACCGCGGUUGGUUUCCUGUCAUUUCCAGUCUCUGCUGCUCCAACUUUGUCUAUUUCUACACAUUUAACAGUCUCAAGUCCAUAUGGAUAAAAGGGAAUGUCCCAACCACCAGCAAGGACUUGACUAUUGGCUUCAUUGCUGGAGUAGUUAAUGUCCUGCUCACAACUCCUCUCUGGGUGGUAAAUACAAGACUGAAACUUCAAGGUGCCAAGUUUCGAAAUGAUGAUAUACGACCCACCACAUAUACUGGCAUUGCAGAUGCCUUUCAAAAGAUACUGCAACAGGAGGGAGUGCUGGCACUUUGGAAUGGUACAUUGCCUUCUCUGCUUUUGGUUUUUAACCCUGCCAUCCAGUUCAUGUUCUAUGAAGGAUUAAAGCGGCAGCUCCUGAGGCAGCAGGCAGAACUUACGUCUUUUCAAGUCUUUGUUAUUGGAGCUAUUGCCAAAGCUAUUGCCACAACAGUCACCUAUCCUUUACAAACUGUGCAGUCGGUACUGCGGUUUGGCCGCGAGAAACUUAACCCAGAGAAACGGACCUUAGGAAGUUUGUUCAGUGUCAUUCACCUCCUCAGGCAGCGGAUUAGGCGUUUAGGCUUUUUGGGUCUUUACAAAGGUCUGGAAGCAAAGCUCCUUCAGACUGUCCUAACAGCUGCCCUUAUGUUCCUUGUAUAUGAGAAGCUGUCCACCAUGACAUUCCGACUUAUGGGUCUAAAAGGUCACUAAGAGCCAAAAUUUGUAAUCAGAAGCUGUUCCUACCUCUUCUCAGACGAUCGGUUUACAUGCUGAACACUACAAGUAUAAGUGUUUUCUUAAUUAUAAAGAAAAAUGUUUUUAAAUUAUAUUAUAUGAUUCUUCUUUUGUUCUGAUUCUGUUUCUUUCACUGUACAAACCAAGGCUACAUGCACAAGGUGGUAUUGUGCUUCAAUACUUCUAAGGCAAAACUAUGAGUGUGUCCGAAGGAAGAGGCGCAAUUAUUUCUAUUGUAGUUUUUCUUUUUGAAGGUUCCAGUUUUAGUGGAUUAUACUAAAAUAAUACAAAUGUAAUAUAAACAGUAAUCUUUUUAUGCGAUAAAAAAAGUGCAAAAAUAAAAAUACUUAUUAGGUGUCUACAUGACCAUAAUAACUUGAAUGGGCACCGUCAGAAUCAAAACAUUUUAUAUGCUGUAUAGGUUAUAUUUUUUAUCUCCUUUUUAUAGACAUCAUGGCUUUUAAAAAAAAAGUAAUAAGAAAAUAAUCUUGUUCAACUGCAGCAUCAACGUUGUCCCAGUUGAAAAACAGGCUGGGACAAAGUCCAAGAAGUGAGGGCGAGACUAGUAUUCUUCCGUGCUCACUCCUGUCCUAUUAGACUGCAGCAACAGAGAGGAGGGGAUUACAGAGCAGCCUGCAGUGAUUGGAUGAAGAGGCACCGCACAGCAGACUCAGGGAGAAAGUGAACACAUGGUGAGGGCGGGCUCAGUUCUUGCCUCUGACACAUCCCUUCCUGAACAGUGGAUGUCAGCAUGAGUGAGCAGCAGAACAGAGGGAUUUGUGAGAUAAAUACAAAAGCUAGACACAUAAAAAAAGAUACUAUAACAAUAUUCUAUAAGGUACACCGCAAUUCACAAGUACUCAAAAAAAGUAUGAAAAAAAUAAUGACUUCAUUUUAGCCUCAUUUAGCCACCGUAAUUGGAAAAAAGUUGCUGAAAUGUGGAGAGAUGAAAAUGUAAAAACUCAGAUAUACAUUAACCCCUUAACGACUAGCGCCGUAAAUGUACGUCCUGGUGAGGUGGUACUUAACGCACCAGGACGUACAUUUACGUCCUAAGCAUAACCGCGAGCAUCAGAGCAAUGCCCGGAUCAUGCGCGGCAGGUCCCGGCUGCUGAUCGCAGCCAGGGACCCGCCCGUAAUGGCGGACACCCGCGGAUGUCCGCCAUUAACCCCUCAGAUGCCGUGAUCAAUACAGAUCACGGCAUCUGCAGCAUUGCGGACACUAAAAUGAAUGAUCG
Hyla sarda is the source of this 2378-nucleotide messenger RNA. RefSeq names its product solute carrier family 25 member 17 (gene SLC25A17). Gene Ontology annotation, cellular component: peroxisomal membrane. Lineage: Eukaryota; Metazoa; Chordata; Amphibia; Anura; Hylidae. The record is from RefSeq and is a predicted model, not a curated record. The transcript is spliced from 9 exons. Gene Ontology annotation, molecular function: ATP transmembrane transporter activity; NAD transmembrane transporter activity; AMP transmembrane transporter activity. Bases 154 to 1116 code for a protein of 320 amino acids. Gene Ontology annotation, biological process: transmembrane transport.